UAGAAUGACUCGCCACGCCCGCAACUGCACGGCGGGAGCCGUGUACACCUACAACGAGAAGAAGCGCGACGCGGCGGAGUCGGGCUACGGGACGAAUGCGCAGCGUUUGGGGAAGGAUUCGGUCAAGUCCUUCGACUGCUGCUCGCUGACCCUGCAGCCCUGCCGCCGCCCGGUGGUCACCAAGGAGGGCUACCUGUUCGACAAGGAGGCCAUCCUGCAGUACAUUGUGACCAAGAAGAACGAGUACAGCCGCCGGCUGAAGGAGUACGAGCGUCUGCGGCGCGCCGAGGAGGAUCAGCUGAGCCAGGAGGCGAACAGCAAGCAGCAGGCGCGCAUGGAGCGCUUCGUGAAUGCCGAGAAGCCAGCCAUGACCCCGGCGCACUCCUCCGCCGCCUCCUCCUCCUCCUCCGCCAGCGAGAAGCCCUCCACUUCAUCAGCGGCCUCUGCAGCAGCCUCCUCCAUCUCCUCCAUCUCCAACAUGACCAACGGGCACGAGAGGAAGCUGCCCAGCUUCUGGCUGCCCUCCGAGUGCCCCAAUGCCGGGCUGGCCAAGGCCCAGAAGCCCGAUGCCACCAUCUACUGCCCGGUGUCGCAGCAGCCGCUUAAAGUCAAGGAUCUGAUCGACGUGAAGUUUACGCUUUUGAGGGAUGGCGACUCCAAGAGGUCGCUGAUCGCCAAGGAGGCGCGCUACAUGUGCCCCAUCACCCACGAUGUGCUGAGCAAUGCGGUGCCCUGCGCCAUACUGCGUCCCACUGGCGACGUGGUGACCAUGGAGUGCGUGGAGCGGCUGAUCAGGAAGGACAUGAUCCAUCCGCUCACCGAUCGCAAGCUCAAGGACAAGGACAUCAUUCCCCUGCAGCGAGGCGGCACUGGCUAUGCAACCACCAACGACAACCUGUCGGCCAAGGAAAAGCGACCCAUGCUGCAGGUCUAAGGUCUAAAACCUUCACCAAUAAAAACAAUAGAAUUUAAGCCCUAGCUAGUUGAUUUAUCCAGG
Messenger RNA from Drosophila takahashii, 997 nucleotides. RefSeq names its product nitric oxide synthase-interacting protein homolog. Gene Ontology annotation, molecular function: ubiquitin protein ligase activity. Lineage: Eukaryota; Metazoa; Arthropoda; Insecta; Diptera; Drosophilidae. The record is from RefSeq and is a predicted model, not a curated record. Gene Ontology annotation, cellular component: nucleus.